AUGCACGCUCUCUCUAUAAUUUAUAUACAUUGUUAUUAUUAUUAUUUUAAAAAUGUUACUUUGUCUGAUCUGCCCCCUCGUUGUGGAUAAAAUGUUCAGGCUUUGUCUUUUCAGCUGAAUUCACAGAUAGGUUAAGAUUGGGUUAACUGUGUGUGCAGCAAUUAAUGAAAGUACAUACCUGGCAAGCAGCUCCAUCCCAUCAAUACUUCAGCUGCUGCAGCACACGAGGGAGCUUCUGAUUAAAAAACAAAAAAUGACUAUAGCAAAUUCCUGUGUGAGCCAAAUGUUCUAGGAAGCCAGUGUGGUGUAGUCUCAGACCAGGACCUGGGAGAUCAGGGUUAAAAUCCCCACUCAGUCAUGAAGCUCACUGGGUGACCUUGGCCACCAGUCCCAUCCUCUUAACCUAUCAAGGUUAUUGUAGGGAUUGACUAAAGAGGGGAGGGGUGAACCAUGUACUCCUCGGAGAAAAAGGUGAGAUAUAAAUGCAAAAAAUAAGCUCUUCUGCUUACUUGCUUAAGUGCGUAGUGUGUGGGGCCUGCCAUAGUAUUGAAUCUUUUCCGCUUCCCUUGUGGAAUGAUCGCAAAAUGAUGUAAUGGCACACCGUAGGAGAUAACUGUUUCUGGCAGGCUUGUCUUUACCGCAUCAUGAUGUCACCUCGCAUUAAUGAUUUUAGAUGGAAUAGCAGACGUGCCCAGGAAGGCCUCAAGCCAGCGUUUGUUCUGGGCCUUCACUUUUCGCCCUGAGGUGGACUGAUUAAAAUGACACAGGCUAGGUGAUGGUGAAACUUGGAAGCCUUCUUCCUUACAUGAGAGUGGGAAAUCGCAUUUCACGGUAGAAAAUACUGGCAGCAUGGAGAGAGACUUGGUCAGAGAGCACACUUAAGUUAUGAGGCAAGACAUGGGGCAAGUGAGAGUUAAACCUGGCAGUGGGUGCCUGACCAUGAUUGGCUCACCACAGGAAGGAAGCAGUCAUGCAGCAAACUUCAAGUAGCACCUGGGGUACCAUGUUUGUUUGCCCUAAGGAGCUGUGGAGACCUUUGACUCUGCAGAAGUUACUGAGCUACACGUCCUAUCAGCUCUGGCAAGAUGACCAAUGGCCAGAGAUGGUGGGCGUUUUAGUUCAGCAAUACCUGGAGGACUAAAGGUACCUCAUACCUGACCUAAAGGUACUGUUGCUACCUCUAGCCUUUCCUGCCUGUAUCUGUGGCAAAUUAACUUGACCAAAAAAUCCAUAGCGCACACAGCUUGUGGUUUGGAACACCACUGUUCAGUCCAAAAAGGAGGACUUUGUAGUGUAAGCCCCAAAUCAUAUGGCUUGCAAUUGCCACUCAGGAUUUGUAUGGGAUUCCAUAUAGGGACUUGUUUGCUGCAACAAUGUGUGGCGCAUCUUAAUUCCUGCUGCCGAUAAUUAAGGAUGCGGUUCUGACCCCACUUAUCUCAGAGAAAGCCCCAAUGAAUUCAGUAGGUCUUACCUCUGAGUAGGGGUGCUUUGUAAUUCUAGGUAGAAUUGUAAAAAAUAUAAAUAUAUAGACUCAUUGGAGGAGAGAAAACAAAAAUUUUCCUGCUGAAACUAAAGAAGCUUAUAAGAUUAUCCCCUAGUACCAAGUAAUCUCCAGUUUGCAAGAAUUUUAUUCAUACCUGUCUACAUAAAUUCACCCACUGUGUUUUCAUUUUCUUUGCUCUUCCUACUAUUCAAAGGUCUCCAGUUAAAUAUCAAUUUAUGGGGUAUGAUGCUACUCACUUGCAGGUGCUUUGACCAUAGUCAAAUGUUUAAGUCUACUAAUUUCUGGUACUUUCUUAGUAGUUAGUCUGGAGCAUUGACCUGGAAAGAAUAAUCUUAUAUUUUCCUGUGUAUUACUCGUAACCAGUUUUUAAAAAAUUGACUUCAAAAGGGACGUAUUUCUUGCCUUAUUAGUGUUGGCUCUGUAUCUGUAGUGCUGGUUUAGGGCUUCGUUUUACUGUAUUACUUUCUCUUUCAGUUGUCAGGCGUAUAAAGUAACACCUGCACGAGGCUUUUCUGUUCUGAUAGAUGCUAUGUCAUCAGUGCAAAAAGGCCAUCGGCAUUACAGUUUAAUGCUGAGGCAGUGAUGUUUGCUUAAGAGGAUUGGUGUCCAGAAAUAAGCCUCAGUGUCUAAUCAGACACAGGCCCGGCCUGGGCACAAUGCCACAACAUUUAUUGCGUAUGCAUUUCUCAUAAGCAAAAUGGCUACGUCCUGAGGACCGGGAGCUCAGCCUGAAAGAUAUUAGGGAUAUAAGCUGGAGGUUUUAGCUCAGUCUGAAAAUGAUUUCUGCUCAUGUAAACUUAGUAAAAUUACAGAGUCUGUGUGGCUCUGAUACACUCUGAGCCAGAUGGGGAAUGUCUGUGGAUGUGUGAGGGCUGACAAAGAAGAACAGUGUUUGGAUCCAGCCAGAGCUCCCUUAAGUCCUGCAAAACAUUCCCCUGGAAGAAAUUACUUCAGGAGGAAAUCAAGAAGGAAACAAGCUGAAGAUGAGAGGGAGCCAGAGAAGAUUAAGGAAAACGAGGGGGGAAUUCAGUUCAAAGCAACUCAUCCCGGGGAGCUGGCAAUUCAUGAGUCCGUUAUACGGAAGGCUCUGCUGGACAGAACUGAUCUGAUUGUGAGUACCGAUGUUAACCCUGAUCUUGUUAAAGCAAAACUGGUGAGUGGGGCAAGCUGUGAUUCAAGCAGUGGGGAUGGUGCUUGUGCUAAAGGCAGAAGAGCUAGUAAGUCUGAAGAAAAAGAGAGGCUGUUAACUGAAGAUCUGGAAGAGUGUCCCAAAAAACACAAGGACAAGAAAUCUUCCCACAACGGGAUCCAAGGAGAAUUAACAUUCCAGAAAAACAGAGGAGUAAAUUUGGAAAAGGAAUCUGGCUCAAAUUGUGUGUUAAACAAGCAGUGUGAAGAAAAUGCACCAUCCAAGGCUCUUUCUGGAAUUGCUGAUGAUUCGCCCAAAUGGGAAAACGGUUACAAUCGGCAUCCGGCUAAACUUCAAAAUCAGACCCACCUGCAGCAAGGAUUUCCGAAUUCCGGGUCUCUGCCUCUUUCGGAGGAAAAUGAAGCUUAUAGCAUUUUACCAAACAGGAGCAAGAUUUCUGACAUCCAUGUUACUGGAGAGUCAGAGGACAUGUCUGCUAAAGAGAGAUUGCUCCUGUGGACACAGCAGACAACUGAGGGUUAUGCUGGUAUUCGUUGUGAAAAUUUCACUACCUGCUGGCGAGAUGGGAAAUUAUUUAAUGCCAUCAUUCAUAAAUACAGGCCGGACCUGAUAGACAUGAAUACCGUUGCUGUUCAAAGCAACCUUGCAAAUUUAGAGCAUGCUUUUUUUGUAGCAGAAAAACUUGGUGUUGCCAGACUUCUGGACCCCGAAGAUGUUGAUGUCUCCUCGCCUGAUGAGAAGUCAGUAAUCACUUAUGUGUCAUCACUUUAUGAUGCAUUUCCCAAAGUACCAGAAGGUGGUGAAGGCAUCAGUGCACAUGAUGUUGAAGUCAAGUGGGUUGAAUACCAGAAUAUGGUGAACUACCUCAUCCAGUGGAUCAGGCACCAUGCCACAAUGAUGACUGACAGAGCGUUUCCAAACAAUCCUGUGGAACUCAAGGCACUUUAUAACCAAUAUUUACAAUUUAAAGAAACAGAAAUUCCACCAAAGGAGAUAGAGAAAUCAAAAAUCAAACACCUAUAUAAAUUACUGGAGGUUUGGAUAGAAUUUGGGCGUAUCAAGCUUCCUCAAGGUUACCACCCAAAUGACAUAGAGAAAGAGUGGGGGAAGCUAAUUAUUGCUAUGUUGGAAAGAGAAAAAACACUUCGACCAGAAGUUGAGAGGUUAGAAAUGCUGCAGCAGAUUGCAAACAGAAUUCAGCGAGACAGCCUGGGCUGCGAAGACAAACUAAUGCUUGCUCGAAAUGCUGUGCAAUCAGAUGCAAAGCGAUUAGAAUCAGGUCUGCAGUUCCAGAAUGAAGCUGAGAUCGCAGGUUAUCUACUUGAAUGUGAGAAUCUACUGCGUCAACAAGUCUUGGAUGCCCAGAUUCUUAUUGAUGGAAAAUAUUAUCAGGCAGAUCAGCUGAUCCAGAGGGUUGCAAAACUGCGAGAUGACCUUAUGGCCUUAAGAGCAGAGUGCUCCUCAGUCUACAGCAAGGGGAGGACACUGACUACAGAACAGACCAAGAUGAUGAUAUCAGGAAUAACACAAAGCUUAAACUCAGGAUUUGCACCAAACUUCAGCCCUAGCUUAAACUCUGGACUGAGCCAGGGCUUGUCACCCUCCUUGACAUCAUCGAGUCUAACAUCAGGUUUAUCAUCGGGUUUUUCUUCAAGAAUGACUCCUGCCAUCACCCCAGCAUAUACCCCAGGUUUCCCACCACGGUUAAUUCAAAGCUACAUAACAGGAGUUGACACUGGUGCACUGCAAACGCUCAAAUUGAUGCAGAUCCGAAAACCUCUGAUGAAAUCGGCAUUUAUCGAUCAGAAUUUAACAGAGGAGGAAGUCAACAUGAAGUUUGUUCAGGAUCUUCUCAGAUGGGUAGAUGAAAUGCAGGUGCAACUUGAUCGAGCUGAAUGGGGUUCGGAUUUGCCAAGCGUCGAAAGCCAUUUAGAAAAUCACAAGAAUGUCCACAAAGCUAUUGAAGAAUUUGAGUCAAGCCUUAAAGAAGCAAAAAUCAGUGAGAUCCAGAUGACUGCUCCCCUUAAACUCAGCUAUGCAGACAAAUUGCACAAACUGGAGAGCCAAUAUGCAAAACUCUUGAACACCUCAAGAAAUCAGGAAAGACACAUCGAUACCCUUCACAAUUUUGUAUCUCGUGCUACCAGAGAACUCAUAUGGCUGAAUGAGAAAGAAGAGGAGGAGGUUGCAUAUGACUGGAGUGAAAGAAAUACAAAUAUAGCACGGAAAAAAGACUACCAUGCAGAACUGAUGAGAGAACUUGAUCAGAAGGAAGAAAUUAUCAAAUCUGUUCAGGAAAUAGCAGAACAAUUGCUAUUUGAAAACCACCCUGCAAGGCUAACUAUUGAGGCCUACCGAGCUGCAAUGCAAACACAGUGGAGCUGGAUUUUGCAGCUUUGCCAAUGUGUUGAACAGCAUCUGAGAGAAAACACUGCAUAUUUUGAGUUUUUCAAUGACGCCAAAGAGGCCAUAGAUUACUUGAAGAAUUUAAGAGAUGCUGUUCAUCGAAAAUACAGCUGUGAUAGGUCCAGCAGUAUUCAUAAACUGGAAGAUCUGAUCCAAGAGUCGAUGGAAGAGAAAGAACAGCUCCUGCAGUACAAGAACACAGUGGCUGGCCUUGUGGGGAGAGCAAAGACAAUAGUUCAGCUGAAGCCAAGGAAUCCAGAUAAUCCACUGAAAACAUCCAUCCCAAUCAAAGCCAUCUGUGACUAUAGACAAAUUGAGAUAACCAUUUACAGAGAUGAUGAAUGUGUACUGGCAAGCAACUCCCAUCGGGCAAAAUGGAAAGUGAUUAGUCCAAGCGGUAAUGAGGCCAUGGUUCCCUCCGUCUGUUUUACUGUUCCUCCGCCCAACAAAGAAGCAAUAGACACUGCAAACAGAAUUGAACAGCAAUAUCAGAAUGUCCUGGCCCUGUGGCAUGAAUCACAUGUAAACAUGAAGAGCGUGGUCUCCUGGCACUAUUUGACAAAUGAAAUUGAAACUGUCCGAGCCAGUAAUGUUGCUUCGAUAAAGACACUCUUGCCAGGUGAACACCAGCAGGUUUUAAGCAACUUGCAGUCCCGCUUUGAUGACUUCCUUGAAGACAGCCAGGAGUCCAAAGCCUUUUCAGUUGCUGACAUUGCUCAGCUGGAAAGGGAGGUGAAUGUGUGCAAGCAGUACUACCAAGAGCUCCUCAAGUCUGCAGAGAGAGAGGAGCAUGAAGAAUCCAUUUACAACCUAUACAUCUCAGAAGUUCGAAACAUGAGACUUCGUUUGGAGAAUUGCGAAGAUCGUUUGAUUAGGCAGAUUCGAACCCCACUGGAGAGAGAUGACUUACAUGAAAGUGUAUUUCGGAUCUCUGAACAAGAGAAGCUGAAGAAGGAUCUGGAUCGACUCAAGGAGGACUUGGAAACAAUCACAGACAAAUGCGAUGAUUUUUUCAGUCAAGCUGCUGGUUCGCCUUCAGUUCCUACUCUGCGGUCGGAGCUUAACCUAGUAAUUCAAAAUAUGAAUCAGGUUUACUCCAUGUCUUCCAUUUACAUAGAAAAGUUAAAAACUAUAAAUUUGGUGCUGAAAAACACUCAAGGAGCUGAAGCACUGGUAAAACUCUAUGAGACUAAACUAUGUGAGGAAGAACCAUUAACUGCCGACAAGAGCAAUAUUGAGAACCUUAUGGCUACGUUAAAGCAAUGGAGAUCAGAGGUUGAUGUAAAAAGAGAAGUAUUCCAUGCUCUAGAAGACGAACUCCAGAAAGCCAAAGCAAUUAGUGAUCAGAUGUUUAAAACACACAAGGAACGUGAUCUCGACUUCGACUGGCACAAAGAGAAAGCAGAUCAGCUGACCGAGAGGUGGCAGAACGUUCAUUCUCAGAUUGAGAACAGGUUGCGUGACUUAGAAGCUAUCAAUAAAUCCCUAAAGUACUACAGGGAUACAUAUGGCGCACUGGAUAACUGGAUCAAGCAAGUUGAAGAAACUCAGCAGAGGUUCCAGGAAAACCCACCUCAAAACAGUAAAGCUCUGGCCAAACAGCUAAACCAGCAAAAGAUGCUAGUGUCGGAAAUAGAGACGAAACAAAACAAGCUAGACGAAUGCCAGAAGCACUCUGAGCAGUAUUCAGCUGCAGUAAAGGACUACGAGUUGCAAACAAUGACAUACAGAGCCAUGGUUGACUCCCAGCAAAAAUCUCCAGUGAAACGCCGAAGAAUGCAGAGCUCCUCUGAUUUCAUUAUCCAAGAGUUUAUGGACUUACGAACACGCUACACAGCUUUGGUGACCUUGAUGACUCAGUAUAUAAAGUUUGCUGGUGACUCUCUCAAAAGGCUGGAAGAGGAAGAGAUCCUGAAAAAUAAGGAGGCAAUGGUACGUGGUGAAUAUUCUGAACUGGAGGAGCAGCAGAAAGAAGUAAUGAGUGAGAACAGGAAACUUAUGGAGAGGAUAAAUGAGCUUGAGGAGAUGUUGGACGAGUUGAGGAAAGAGAAGUUCCAAUUGGAAGCAGAACUUCCAAAAGCAAAGGCAGAUGCAGAGAAAGAAAUUAAGAAACAGCUGACAAAAAUGGAGGAGAUUUCUCUCCAGAAAGCCAAGGCUGAGCAAGAGGCAAAGCGCUAUCGCAUGGAACUAGAGGAUGCUCUUAAAGAGAAAGAAGAUGCAGAGCAGGAAUUGGAGCAUGUGAAGCAGCUCGCUUUGAAGAAUGAGGCUCAGAGAAGUAUGGUUGAAGAGAAGUUCAGAGCUUUCAGGAUGCAGCUAGAGGAAACUGCUGUAGCUAGAGAUGCUCUUGAAGAUAAGUUAAGAAGGAAAGACACCAAUCUUCAAGAUUUAGAGCAGCAAAAGAAAGCACUGAUGGAGGAGUUGAGGAAGAAGACUGCUGAAGAAGAGAAGCUUGUGAAACUCAUUAAGGAAAUGGAACAAGACAUCGAGUUCCAAGGUAGUCUAGUGAAAAGCAAGUGCAGAGAAAAGGAAAUAACCGAAGUCAGAAGGCAAAUUACUAUAAUAGGACAAGAAACUCUGUUGCCAACAGGUUCAGACAUUUUCAGAGAAAAGCAAGAAGUAAAUAAUAUAGAGGAAUUCCAGCAACUGGUGCAUGAGCUAACAUUUGCCAACAAAAAGUCCGAGAAAACCAUCAAAGACCUAAAAUACGAACUGUGUGAACUUGAACUGCAGAAUGCGUCUGCUGAAGAAAAGGCUCGCUUACUAAAAGAAAAACUGGAUGAUGCCAAUAAUUCUCUCAGGCGCCUUAAAAUAGAGCUGGAUCAAAAAGAGCUGGUCGAGCAAGGAUACUUGGAGCAGCUGAAGGAGCUUGACAGGCAGCUUCAGAAAACCACAGGCAAAGCUGAAGAGGUAAUGCAAGAAGCCAUGGACCUGAAGAAAAUAAAUACGAAGUAUCAAGAAGAGCUGAGGUCACUUCAAAAGGAAAAGGCACUGUUAAAGAAGGAGCUGGAGGAGUUGGCUAGGACACACACACACACUGGAAUUACUAUUCAGCAAUUGCAUUCCCAAAUCACUUCUCUUCAGCAAGAAAAAAUGGCAGCUGAACAGAGAACUGUUUCAUUCAGAGGGGAAGCAACCAACCUACAAGAACAGUUCAAAAAAAUGCAGGAACAAUUCCUUCAAAAGACAAGAGAAGAAAAAGAAAACCAGCUGAAGAUUCAAAGACUGAAAGAUGAUUUAGCAGAUAGCAAUCACUUAGUGGAAAAGUUAAAACAGAAGGUUGAGGAGCUUUCUAGAUGGAACAGCGAGACCAAAAUAAUGAUGACUGAAGUCCGGACCGAUUCAGAGAAGAUAAUUCUUGAAAGGCAAAUUAUUGACAGAAAAAAUGAUGAAUUAAAAGCCCUCGCUGAAGGUUUCAAAGAGCAACUACGUAUCACAAAUGAACAAUUGCACAAACAGAUAAUACUUGAGCAGGAGCACUUGGAUCACAUCAAGAGAUUAGAAGAUGAGCUAAUAAAAGCAAAAGAAUUAGCUGGUGAAUUUAAGCAGAAAUGUGACAGGGACAAUGCUUAUAACAUGAAUGCAGAGAUGGAAAUAAGAAACCUACGUACCCAGAUGAGCACAUUCACCAUGGAAAUGAAGAUGAAUGAGCAGAAGAUCCAGCAGCAGCAGUCCCAUAUUCAUGAGCUCAAUGGCAAGAUGAAGAAGCUGCAAGAUGACUUGCAUCAGAAGACCUUGGAGGAACAAAUGGCACGCCAAAAUAUGGCUUUACUUCAGGAGGAAUCAAUUGCAUUUAAGCAUUCUGCGGAAGAGUUUAGGAAGAAAUUUGAAAAACUCUUGGAAACUCACAACAUAGCGGAAAAUGACAUAUCUGGUAUCAGGAUGGAAUGCAUCACCCUGCAGCAAGAAAACCACAUGGCUCAAGACAACAUUAGAAUGUAUAAGCUUCAAAUUGAAGACCUGCAAGACAGACUUCAGAAGUCCCGUGAGCAGCUUCAGCAAGGCAAGCAUGCAGAAAUGGAGUAUGUGCAGAAAUACCGCAAAAUGGAAGAAGAGUUGCAAAUGCAGAGGCGGACAGUAGAGAACUUGAAGCACCAAAUAGACCUGCAGAAAAGAGAUCACGGCAAUCAGCUGCGUUGGUUUCAGAAUGAGAUCAACAAAAGGAACAUCCAGUUAGACUUUGGGUGGAAGGGAAAUGGGUUUAGUUACUUGGGAGACACCUCCCCAAGAGAUUUUGAACAUAUUAACAUCUGUACGACCACAUCUCCUUUAUUAAGAAGGAGACACCUAAGUAGCUCAAGUUGCAAAUCUGAACCGCUGGUUGCACAGAAGUUGCAAGCAGUUGCCACUGAUUCAUUGCAACGAGAGAAGCCAUUCCAGUUGUCUGGAGUAACCCCCCACCUGGAAAAUGGAAUAAGUCAACAAUCCUAUGCCGAGUAUGUUUCCCAGACAAGCACAGAGUUUGAGAUAACGGUUGAUAAGAGCAGACCUAUCACAAGAAUUUCAGAAAUAGAUAAAUUGAGAGACGGCAAACUCCUCAGUUCCAGGCAUGAAGAGAGUUAUGAAGUGGGCUUAGGGAAGCGCCUGCAUCCAUUGGAGAAGUCAGUGGAAGAGGAGAAGAAAGAACAUGUUGAAAAAGCUGGGGACUUACUGAAAUGGGUUUCAAACAUCACCAAGACCUUCGGCAAAGGCGGAGGAGAAAAGUCUGAAAAAGCAGAUUCUCCUAAGAAACAGAUAUCCUCCGACGAACUGUUAACCAAGAAAGAACAGAUAUCAGAAGCUUUGCAAACAACACAGACGUUUUUAGCAAAACACGGCGAUAAAAUGACAGAUGAAGAGAAAAAUGAAAUGGAAAAUCAUGUGAGGUCCCUGCAAGAAGGUUAUAAACUGUUGUCCAAUGAAGAUUUGAAGCAGUUACAGCAGGAGCAAGAUGCAGAUAAUGAAAACGUGGAUGAAAAGGAGGAUAAAGUCAUAGCUGGCAUUAUUGAUCAAACAACUGGAGAGAUAUUUUCAGUCUUACAGUCAAUUUAUAAAGGUCUUAUUGACUAUGACACUGGAAUUCAGUUACUUCAGAGCCAGCUCAUUUUAUCAGAUAUUAUUUCACCAGCCUUGGGAAGAGGUUUUGACCUUGAAGAAGCCAAAGCCCAUGAACUUGUCGAUGACGAAGCUGCAUUGCAACUACAAGGUUUACAGAAUGCUAAGAUGAUCAUUUCAGAAUUGGAGUCAGCAGCACUCCCAGUUGUAGCUGCUUUGGAACAGGGUUUACUUUCAGAACCUCUUGCUAUUAAAAUUCUUGAGAUUCAGCUUUCCAGAGGACACCUAAUGAUACCAGCCACAGGAGAACAGCUGACUUUGCACACAGCUUUUCAGAAGAAUCUGAUCUCUGCAGCAUUAUAUACUAAACUCCUGGAAAGACGUGACAUGAGCAAAGACCUUAUUGACCCCAACACUGCAGAGAAGAUAACCCUUGAGGAAUUGCUUGAAAGAACUGUAGUACAUAGAGAAACAGGCUUGAGGCUCUUACCUGUGACCUCUCAAGAAAGAGGCAAAAUAACACUAAAAUGUGGAAGGAAGAUAACUAUUUUGAGAGCGGCUCAUGAAGGACUCGUAGAGAGGGAGACCAUGUUCCGGCUCUUGGGUGCCCAGCUGCUUUCUGGCGGCAUAAUUCAUCCUGAUACAGGACACAGAAUGACUGUUGAAGAAGCAAUGAGAGAAGGGGUUAUUGACCAGGAUGCGGUUUGUGCUAUUUUGACUCAUCAGCUUCGGACAGGUGGGAUCCUGUGUCAAAAUUCAUCAAAACGUUUGUCUGUAGAUGAAGCUGUGCAGUGCAACAUGAUCUCUUCUAGUAGUGCCUUGCUGGUACUGCAGGCACAACGAGGCUUCAUUGGACUCAUCUGGCCACAUAGUGGGGAAAUAUUUCCUGUAUCUACAUCUUUGCAUCAAGGCAUGAUCACGAAUGAGCAGGCCUGCAAAAUUCUAAAGGGGCGGCAAAAAAUAGCAGCACUCUAUAUUCCAGAAACUUGUGAAGUGAUCAGCCUGGAUGAUGCAGCCCAGCAGGGAGUCAUAGAAAGCAGCACUUCAUCAGUUUUGAAUAGCGUUACCCUACCUGAUGAAAUGCCUAAUGUGGACGAUAUACCAUUGCCUUUGAAAAAAGCUGCAAGAUGGCUCUCGUCUUGUGAACUCCAGGCAUCCAACCAACAUGCUGAUGGAAAGGAUGGAAACACUUCUGACACCAGUGAGCCCAUACCUUGCCACUCAGAGCAAACUCAAAAGCUAUUCAUGUCUUACCUAAUGAUAAAUAGUUGUAUGGAUGCGAACACUGGUCAGAGGCUUUUGUUGCAUUGUGGUGACUUAAAUGAAACAGUCAGCCUGUUAAUGGAUGGCAGUCGUUCUGAAAAUAAUACAAAUGAGACUGAAGGGCAACUGCGUUUAAACACAAAAGCGCAGCAUCUUGAGCAACAGCCCAAAGGGGCAAUGUUUAGUGAUAUCCCUGGCAGUGUUUCAGAACAAGAGACAAGUAUUCAAAAUACGCCCAGCAGCAAUAAGAGGAAGGCAUUUUGUAAAGAUCACCAAAAUGACAUAGUCUCAGGGGAAAAUGGUAUUCAUAUUGUGGCUGGUGCUUCAGAGCAGUCAGAAUGUGUCAUGAAUAGAUCUGGAAAGGAAAUCAAUCCAGGUCAAAAUACUGAAAAAGAAAAUGCACUUGGAAGUUUACGGAAACUUCCAGAACAAAUGCCAGUAGAGGUGUAUGAAAAUUUAACUGACCAAGAAAAUGCUGAAAAUGCUGAAAUGAAAGCAUCUCUUUCAAACUGUUCACAAGGACACCUUCCUCCAAUAGUAAAUGAAGAUAAUAUUUGUAUAGUGGAGGGGGAGAACAUUAAGGGGAGUGAAAACGACUCCCCAGGCAUCUUCAAUAAUGUUUUGGAUGUAAAUUAUUCUUCAGCUAUUAAGAAAGAUGAGAAAGCUCAAGCAUGCACUAACGUUUCACAUCUCAUGGACAACAGCCUGCAAAAAUGCACACCUCAGGUUUUGCAGAUUGAAGAAGGCAUUAUGCUAAUGAAGAACAAUGAGGUGAAAGAUGAGGUAAAAGAUGACUUUCAGAAUAGUUUAUACACUAGUAUAGAACCUGACCAAAAAUGUUUAAAUGAAUGCACUAAGAAAGAAUUAGAGACCUGUAAUGAGAGUGGGAUAUUGCAAGCGGAAUCGAACGUCACCCCAGUAUUGUAUAACGAUGAUAGGAAUGGCAAGUUGCCAUUAGAAGACCACUCCAUAAUGCAUGCUGCGUGUCUUCAUAUGAAUGAUAGGCCACCACGAGAAGACGUUACAAAUAGCUCUGCCAGUCCACAAUUGGAAGACCAUGCUAAUAAAUUUGCUGGCUGUCUAUUGGAAAACUACAUCAGCAUGCAAGGUGCAUUACCAUCGGAAACUAGAGUGCAUACACAUGGCAGCCAGUUACUGGAAGAUUGCACCAAUAACUAUAGCAUGUCAGUCCUAGAAAAUACUUCUAAUGGUGAUUCACUCCUGGAAGACGGCAUAAAUUUGAUCCAUGGAUUAUUACAGGAAGAACAGACUGAAAGUGGGCAGUCUGUAGAAAAUCAGAUGAAUAUCAGUGAUGGAGAACAACCCAUAAAUAAGGCUAAUAUAUGUAGUGUAUCUUUGCUUGAUGACAAUACCAAUUCUGAUGGCAUUGCACUGUUGGAAUAUCAUACUGAAGAUAAAUACAUUGGACCAAUUCAGAGAAAUGGUGCUAUUACUAAUGCUGGAUGUCCACUUAAGGAUUCCACUGAUACAAAUGCUGGCCUCCCCGUAGAAGUCACUACUGACACUCUUGAUGGAUCAUCCAUUAAAAUCAAUAGUGAUAGUGAGUCCACAUCACCUCUGGAAGUCAGUGCUAGUAUGAAACAUAAUGAAGCACCUGCGAAUGACAGCAAGUCAACAUUUGAAUGUGGCUCGCUAGUUCUGGAAGGCAAUAACAUCAAGCAGUCUGAGCUGUUGCCGAAAAGAGAACAUAGUACUCCACAGUCAGAAGAUCCUUGUGAUCCAACUCAACAUAAAGAUCGCAGCGAAGCCUGUGAUGCUCCACAAAUCGAUCAUAACAAUGGUACAGUUUAUAACUCAGACAGAAUAAACAAGGGUGACUCCUCUGUUGUUAAAGAAGAUGCUGCUCCAGAGCUCGUCCACAGUGCAUUAGCCAUCAAUGGAGUAGGAGAAUCUUCCAUGGGCAACCUGAGUAAGGAAGAAAAAUGCAUUCUGUGCUUUAGUGAAACAAGUGACUCUGAUACAUUUGAAAUUAUAAAUAUGGCAGCAUUCAAUGCAAGGCUACUAGGCACAAUUCUAGAAGACAAGGCAGAAAGCAGUGGAGAUAUAGAAAAUAAUGGUCAGAAAAAAGAAAGGGAAGAAAGUAAAGAGAUUGACAGCUCCCUGGAAAAGUUGGAUGAAGCUAAAAUGCAAAGAGGUGAGCACAAGGGCAUUAAAACGAAAGAAGACGACUCUGAGAGUGAACAUGGAAGCAUAUGUAUGGAUAAUGACAGUGAUGAUGAUGGCAGUGGCAGUAGUGAUGAUAAUGGCAGUAGCGAUAAUGGUGACAAUGACAGUGGGGAUGAUUUUGAAGGUUAUGAUUAUGUGGAUUUUGAUUAUGAUACUUACGAUGAGACAGAUUAUGAAGAUGAAGAGGUAUUGGAAAUGCAUUACUCUCAGUGCCAUGAUAAAAACAUUGGGGUCCAGGUGUCUGCACUUUCGGAGGGAACAGGAAACAAUGGUUUACUGUGCCCUGAAAGCUACAGUGCUGGUGAAUAUCAAAAUUUAGCUGAUGUUGUUAAAGAAAACAUUCAGGACCUACCAUGUAAAAGUAAAGAGGGAAGCCAGCAAGAAACAGAACAGGCUUCUGACCCUUUCAUGCAAGACAACCUUGCAUUACAGAACAGUCAACCCUCCCAAUUAAGCAUAAGCAAUGGUGCAACAUCAGAAGACGUAAUUGGAACAGAAAAUAUUAGUGCCAGAUUUGAUAUACCUGCUCAAAGAAACUUACAUGCUAAAAUUCUUGAUGAUAUAUCAAUGCCGUGUUUGAAUUGUGAGAAAAGACAAGAAGUAGAUAAUGAAAAACAAGCAUCUACCAGUAUGCCACAUAGUCAAGUAGAAAUUGGUGCUCUGAAACAAAAUAAAAAUGGAGUGUGCAUUCUGAAGGAAGAUCAUAUCCAGGAAUCAAGUGGAAGCCUUGGGGAGCCGUAUUCAUCAGUUAUUAAAAAUGGUUAUGAAAUUACUGCCUCACAUGAUGAAAAGAUAAGUAUUGAUCAGACUUCAAACAAGCCCACAUUGGUUACAGAUUCCAGUGACAUUGCUAAAGAUGAAUCAGUGCACUAUGUAGAGGGGUUUGACCUCUCUACUUAUUUAAAGCAAAGUGCGAAAGAUAUAAUGGCCAAGGGUAUCUUAGCAAUGAGAGAGAAUGGUUCGUCUUACCUAAAGGAAGGUGAAAGAGACGGUGAAGAGAAUAGAGAGGAGCUAGUGGUAUCAGGAAGUGGAAACUGCGAGGGAAAACAGCACCUAAAAGAAUUGCACCCCAAACAACAGCUGCUUCCUGCAUCAGUUGUAUCAGAACCUACAAGAGAUAAAGUUGGUAAAGAGGCUAGUGCUCAUUCCAAGGUGUGUCAUGAUGAAAGCUACAAAUGUGACUUCAACAAUAUGGAGCAUGUUGAAGCUAUUGGAAAAGUAGGGAGCAAGGCUGAUGAAACAAGUUCUGGAGAAGAUACACAAGUAAUUGGAUCUUCUUCUAGUACUUUAGACCCCAGAGAUGAUAGCCAGAAUAGCUCUGAGCAGAAAGCACAUGAAGCAGUGGUCACUCAGAACAGUAGUGUGGGGAAGCCUAUGGAAGGUGACAUUCUAGACCAUGAACCUACUUUCUCUCAAAAUGGCAUCCAGAUAAAAAUGCAACCAUCACUAAAAGAUGUGAUGCUUUCUAAUUCUGCCCCAGUCAAUGAUCAGGAAGUUGUUUUUUCCGAAGUGCCUCCUACAUUACCUGAAAGCUUAACAAAAAUACUUAAAGGAAAAAUUAAAGAUGUUUACUGCAAGCAGGAAGAGGAACCUUUAAGUUAUAUCGGCACAAAAGCUUUAAUGCAAAAUUUACUUAAAAUGGUUGAUAGCACACAGUGGGAAAAUGAGGACCCUACCAAAUCUGCUGUCCAACAUACAAGUGAGGAUACUAGAAGUGUCUCAAUGGCUGCUUCGUUGUGCAUACAUGCAAACGAACCUAAUUCUACCCCAUCUAUUUGGCUUGAUAAUAGAAGUCCUGACCUCCUCCUCGAUAUACUGAAACAAAGAAAUGAGAGCACCCAUGAGACAAUGGACAUGAAGGCCCAGACAGAAAGAGAGCAGGAGAAAAACGCUUCUCAGCAUGACCAUGCCUUUCCCAUCUCAAGAGAAACUACAAGUUCAUCAGGAUUAAAAGCAGAAACUGCUGGAGAGAGUUCUGAAGCAUGCAAUAAAGCUCUUGGUUUGAAAGAAUACCCUCAGCCUGAGAAGCCAUACCAGCAACCAAAAAGCUUCUCUGAAACCUUGGAAACAGAGGAAUCUGGACCAAGACCUGAUUCAAAGAGCAUGCAGCAAUGUUCUUGGUACUCAGAGAAUCUGAGGAGACAUUUGACAGUGGUUCAAGAUAUGAAAUUUCUCUUGGAUGAUCUGCAGCCCAUCAGUAAUGACCUGGAAGACCUAAAAAUACAACUUGAACAGUUAGAGUCAUUUGAAUCAGGGCUUGCUGGCUUUGCUGUUACUCUGCGAAAAGAUAUGAAGUUAGCAGAAGAGUUUCUAAAAUUUCAGCACAAGGAUGUUCCCAGAGCACAGCUUGUGGAUCUAAAAGAAAGUUAUGAAUGUUUGGAGAAGGAUUUCCUUGGGGUCUGCGAAAUGUCUUCAAAUCGAGCAAAGCAAAUAGUCUUGGCAGUAGACUCUGAAAUGGCUAAACUUUCGGUGCUUCAUCAGAAACAUCUAGUCAAGCUUCAGGAGUUUACAGGUUGGAUUGAGGAGAAGAGUGAAAUAAUGAAUAAUCUCAAAGUGGAAACAUGUGAUGUAGAAGAUGUGAAGCAAAGGUUUCAGUUACUCAAGGACCUGGAAAAAGAGUUUGAAAGUACAAAAAUGCAGUUGGAAUCCACAGCACUUGAUAUUCAGUUCUUUAUUUCUGAGCAUGCCCAAGAUCUUUCCCCAAACCAGAGCAAGCAGCUCUUGAGGCUCUUGAAUACCACACAGAAGCGCUUCCAGGAAAUGCAAGAGACAAUAAGAUCCCAAGUCGACCAUUUUGAAACUCUCUUACAGACACAACAAGUUCUUGUUGACCAGAAGGACUUGGCAGACCAGCACCAGGAUUUCACAGAAAAAUUACAGGAUAUAUGCGACCUUCUCACACAGACGGAAAACCAGCUUAUCGGCCACAAAGAAGCACUUGCUAUUGAAGAUACCAAGGCAGAGUUGCAGCAAUACCAGAUCAAACAAGAGGAGCUACAAAAAGAUAUGCAAGCAAAUACACAGGCACUGGCAGAAAUUGUGAAAAAUACGGAGAUGUUUUUGAAAGAAAAUGGAGAAAAGCUGCGGCAAGAAGACAAGACUGCUCUUGAAAAGAAGCUUAAUGAAGCCAAGACCAAGUGUUUGCUGCUUAGCCAGAAGGCAGAGGAGUCCAGGAAACAGCUGGAUAAAGCCGUGACAACAGCUAUUAAGCAGGAAACAGAAAAGGUUGCAGCUAGAGAACAGCUAGAGGAGAGUAAGAGCACAAUAGAGAAUCUUCUGGACUGGUUGUCAAAUGUCGACAAGGAUGCUGAACAUGGGGGCAAGAAAGGCAAGCCGGCAAUUAAACAGAAUGGCACCCAUUUCCAAGAAGGAGAGGUGGAAGGGUUGGCUGGAGAAGACGAUGAAGUCAAUGGCAACUUGAUGGAAAUCCAACAGCAGAAUGAAACUCAUGUGGAUGGACAACUGAAGCCCCCAGAAGAUAAUCUCAACAUGCAAUAUCAGAAAGCCAAGGCUCAGCAUGAGAAAAUUAUUUCCCAGCAGCAAGCUGUCAUAAUAGCUACGCAGUCAACCCAAGCCCUGCUUGAAAAGCAAGGACACCAUCUUUCUCCAGAGGAAAAGGAGAAGAUUCAAAGGAAUAUGAAGGAGCUGAAGGUGCAGUAUGAAACUGCCUUAGCGGAGUCGGAGCAGAAGCUGAAGUUGACUCGCUCUUUGCAGGAGGAGCUUGAGAAGUUUGAUGCGGACUAUGGCGAGUUUGAAAGCUGGCUGCAGCAGGGAGAGCAAGAACUUGAUAACCUGGAGACUGGUGCAUCUGACUUUAAUGGGAUCAUCAUCAAACUGAAAAGACAGAAGAGUUUUUCGGAAGAUGUCAUUUCUCACAAAGGGGACCUGCGGUACAUCACCAUUUCUGGACAGAGAGUAUUGGAUGCUGCUAAAUCGUGUAAUAAAAGGGAAGGUGUCAAAUAUGACAAGGAAGGUAUUGAUACUUCUUCAACUUACAUUGAGGUGCAGAAUAAGCUGGAUAGUGCAACUGGUCGCUUCAAAUCUCUCUACUCUAAGUGCAGUAUCCUUGGAAAUAACCUCAAAGAUCUGGUAGAUAAAUACCAGAAUUAUGAGGACACCUCAUCUGGGCUUCUGACAGGACUUCAGGCCUCUGAAGAAGCUGUGAAUAAACAGUUGUCUGAGGCAGUUGCUGUAGAUCCAAAAAAUCUCCAGAGACAACUGGAAGAAACCAAGGUGCUUCAGGGGCAGGUGUCCGGUCACCAGGUUGCUGUAGAGAAACUGAAAAAAGCUGCCGAAGUGCUUUUUGACACCAGGGGAGAAUUACUGCCAGACAAAGAUGAAAUCCAGAAUACCCUGGAUACUAUUGUGGAUAAGUAUAACCACUUAUCCAAAGCAGUGAAUGACCGGAAUGAGAAACUUCAGAUCACUCUGACACGUUCAUUAAGCGUCCAGGAUGGAUUGGAUGAAAUGCUUGAUUGGAUGAAUGGUGUUGAGAAGAGUCUUGAGGAGCAAGGUCAAGUGCCUUUGAAUUCUUCUGUAAUUCAGGAUGUCAUUAGUAAAAGUAUGGCUCUAGAACAAGAUAUUGUGGGUCGGCAAAGUAGCCUAAAUGCCAUGAAAGAAAAGUUGAACAAAUUCAUGGAAACAACAGACCCAUCCACUGCAUCCUCUUUACAAGCUAAAAUGGACGAACUUUCUCAGCGGUUUUGUGAAGCAAAUAAUAAACACAGGAAAAAACUUGAAAAGUUGGAUGGAUUGAAGACCAGAGUGGAGCUGUUUGAGUGCCUCACUGAUAAACUCCAGUCAUUCUUGGACAAGAAAACUCAGGCUCUCAGCGAGGCUGACAUCCCAGGAAAAGAUGUUACUGAGAUGUCCUUAUAUGUGCAGGAAACCAACACUGAACUGAUGGAGCAGAAAAAAGAUCUUGAAAAUUUGCAACACCUCAUUGAAGAACUUUCUCCUCAUGCUCUUCCUGGAGACAGGUCAUUAGUGUUAGAAAAAGUGAAUGCCUUGUCAAAGAAAUUCAAGGAAAUGGAAGAGACAGUACGAGAAAAAGAAGAAGAUGUGUCCUCUUGCCAAAAGCAGAUGGAUGAGUUCAAUCUUCAUGUAGAAUCUUUGAAGAAAUGGGUAGAUGAGAUGACGGAAAGAAUUCCAGCUAUCCAGCCCUCUUUGAAUGUGGAGAAUUUAAACAAACAUUUGCAAAACACCAAGCAUUUGGAGGAGGAAUGGCGUUCGAAGGCACCUGACAUUCAGAAAAUGAUUAGCAGAGGAACAGCAUUAUGCAACCUAAUUAGUGCUGUGACUUCCCCUGCAAGGUCAAGGGGAGUAAAAUCAGCUGUAAGCGGAACAGUAUUAAAUGGUGAAGGAGCAGCUACAGGUACCCAGGGAUUCCUAACAAACAAAGAAGUGACCACUGUCCAACACAACAUGUCAACUGUAAGCCAUAGUUAUGAUGAUUUGGGAGCAGUACUGAAGGAAAAAAGAUCAGAACUGGAAUCCACUCUUUCAAAUAUGCAAAACAUUCAAAGAGAAUCAAAUUCAAUGAUGGAAUGGUUACAGAAUAUGGACACUGCUGCAGCCAAAUGGGAAGCAACUCUUAUUGAUAGUGAGGCUGUUAAAGAGCAAGUCGAUCAACACAAGCUAUUUGAAACAGAAUUGAAACAGAAUGAGAAUAAAGUGCAAGAACUGAAGGACAGAGUGACAGAGCUAUUGGAGAAGAACCCAGACUCUCCUGAGGCACCGAAAUGGAAACAGAUGUUGGAUAAAAUAGAUUCCAAAUGGAGGGAACUCAGCCAGGUAACAUCUGACAGACAGAAAAAACUGGAAGAGUCAUCAAAUUACUUGACCCAGUUCCAGGCAACUGAGGCUCAGUUAAAACAGUGGCUGGUGGAAAAAGAAUUAAUGGUCAGUGUGCUUGGACCACUGUCAAUUGACCCAAAUAUGUUGAACACGCAGAAGCAGCAAGUUCAGAUUCUGCUCAAUGAGUUUGACACUCGAAAACCCCAAUAUGAGCAGCUGAAUUCAGCAGGACAAGGGAUAAUGAAGAGGCCAGGUGAACACCCACCUUCUCACGAAAUGGUGAAGCAGCAACUGGCCGCUGUGGCGCAGAAAUGGGAUGGCUUAACAGGACAGCUGAGUGACCGAUGCAACCGAAUCGACCAAGCCAUUCUCAAAAGCACAGAAUAUCAAAGCUGCCUGAAAAGCCUUUCUGAGAAGCUUAGUGUCUUGGAUGAUAAAUUCAACAGCAGCCUGGCUAUAAGUACAGACCCUGAUUCUGUAAAACGGCAACUGGAAGUGGCCAGAGAAGUGAAAGAAGAAAUUGAACGGGAAACGCCAAAGAGAAAAGCUGCUCAAGCUCUCUGCGAGGAAUUGUCCGCACUGGUAGCAGAAGAUUACUUGAAAGCUGAACUAGCUAGGCAAUUGGAUGGCAUCUUAAAACCCUUUCAUGAUAUGGAACAAAAAGCAGGCAAUCACAUCGAGCAACUUCAGUCAACUUACGUUAGUUCUAAUCAGUUCCAGCAAAUGUCUAAGGACUUUCAGGCCUGGUUGGACAAGAAGAAGGAAGAACAGAAUCAGCCUUGUCCCAUCUCUACCAAGCUGGAGUCUCUGUGGACAUUAAUUGAUGGUCAGAAAGAGUUCAAGGCUGCCUUGUCUGACCAGACUGGUUCUUAUGAGAAACUCAUCGCAGAAGGUGAAAGUCUACUCCAGAAGACUCAGGGAGCGGAGAAGGCUGAGCUGCAGGCCCAACUGAACUUGCUCAGAGGUAACUGGGAUGAAAUGAACAAGCAAGUUAAAGAAAGGCAAGAUAAAUUAAAUGAUUGUUUGGAAAAAGCCCUUAGAUACAGAGAGCAUGUAGAAAACCUACAACCCUGGAUAGCGAAAUGCCAAAGCAAUAUCUCUCAAAUAGAAAUGAGCAUAGAUCCUGUUCGGCUAGAGAAUUCCAUCGCUCAGGUGAAGACCUGGCAGAAGGACCUAGACAAACACCAAGGGUUGGUGGAGCUAUUAAGUAAUGCAGCUGAGACAUUACUCAGUGCCUGUCAGACAGACAAAGACAUUAUUGAAGAGGAGAAGACACUGCUGAUCCAGAACAUGGAUAUAGUCACAGAGCAACUGCAUGCUAAGAGAGAUGGCCUGGAAAAGAUGUCUCAGAGACUGAAAGAGUUUCAAGAGUCAUCAAAGGAUGUUGAAGAGCAGCUGAAGAAUGCCAGAGAACAGCUGGAAACACACGAUUCUCUCAAACCCCAGACUUACAGUAACAAACACUUGACGAUUAUGCAGACGCAGCAGAAGACACUCCAGACCGUGAAGGCUCAAGUGGACCUGACAAAAAAGCUUGCCCAAGAACUGGUGGCAGAUGCUUCAGAUUCAUCAGGUGUCUCUGACCUCUUGUUGCAGGCAGAAACAUUAGAAGAAGAAUUCAGCACCAUCAGUCAGCAGGUUGAUGAUAAAUGUUCAUUCCUGGAGACUAAACUCCAGGGAAUUGGCCAUUUCCAAAACAGCAUCCGAGAGAUGUUUUCUCAGUUUGCAGAGUUCGACGAUGAAUUGGACAGCAUGGAUUCUGUGGGUAGGGAUCUUGUCACACUGCAGUCACAGCGAAAGGAUAUAAAAACUUUCCUGAAAAAGUUGGAGGAACUCAUAACCAGUAAUGAAAAUGCAAAUAAUACCUGCAAAAUGAUGCUAGCAAAUGAAGCUGAAGCGUCUCCAGAUCUUGCAGGUAUAAAAAGGGACUUGGAGGCUUUAAAUAAGCAGUGCAACAAGUUGCUAGAUAGAGCAAAAGCCAGAGAUGAACAGAUUGAAGGGAUUAUUAGCCGCGUUGAAGAGUUCUACAGUAAACUAAAGGGGUUUUCUAAACUGCUCGGGGAAGUUGAAGAGCAUGAAGAGUCCCAGGGUUCUGUUGGAAUGGAAAUUGAGAUGAUAAAUCAGCAGCUGAACGUAUUUAAGGUGUUCGAGAAGGAAAAGAUUGAACCACUGCAGGUUAAGCAACAGGAGGUAAAUUGGUUGGGUCAAGGCCUUAUUCAGAGUGCUGCUAAAAAUGCUAGUACUGAUAACCUUGAGCGUGAUCUUGAGGAUGUUAACACAAGAUGGAAAACUCUCAACAAAAAGGUUGCUCAAAGAGCAGCCCAGUUGCAAGAGGCACUGCUCCACUGUGGGAGGUUUCAAGAUGCUGUCGAAUCUAUCCUUAGUUGGCUUAUUGACACAGAAGACCUUGUGGCUAAUCAGAAGCCUCCAUCUGCUGAGUUCAAAGUUGUGAAGGCCCAAAUACAGGAACAGAAACUUCUCCAGAGAUUGCUGGAUGACCGCAGACCCACUGUUGAACUAAUCAAGCGUGAAGGGGAGAAAAUUGCAGAGUCAGCAGAGCCCGCUGAUAAAGAGAAGAUCUUGAAACAGCUGAGCCUCCUGGAUAGCAGAUGGGAUGCCCUGCUUGACAAAGCAGAAACAAGGAAUCGUCAGUUGGAAGGUAUCUCAGCUGUAGCACAGCAAUUCCAUGAAACUUUAGAACCACUGGUUGAGUGGCUAACCAUCACUGAAAAGAGGCUUUCAAAUUCAGAACCCAUUGGAACACAGGCUUCCAAACUACAACAGCAGAUUUCUCAACAUAAAGCCUUUGAGGAAGACAUCGCCACUCGCAACAAAAAUUUGCAGCAAGCUAUUAAUAUUGGUCAGGCUUUAAAGGCAUUGAGCUCCAAGGAAGAUAAGGAAAUGGUGCAGGAGAAACUAUAUUCUUCAGAAGCCCAAUACACUGAGAUUCGAGAGAAAAGUGGCAGUAGGGCUCAGCUUCUACAGCAAGCCUAUUGCAAUGCUCAAAUUUUUGGAGAAGAUGAAGUUGAAUUGAUGAAUUGGCUGAAUGAAGUUCAUGAGAAACUGAGCAAACUGGCAGUCCAAGACUACAAUACUGACUUGCUUGUGAAACAACAAACUGAAAUGCUGGCUCUCCAAGAAGAGAUUCUCCUCAGAAAGCAAAAUGUUGAUCAGGCUAUACAAAAUGGUUUGGAGCUUCUCAAACAAACAACAGGUGAUGAAGUUGUCAUAAUUCAAGAUAAAUUGGAAGGCAUUAAAACAAGGUACAAGGACAUAACUAAGCUGAGUUCUGAUGUGUCCAAGACUUUAGAACAGGCUCUACAGCUUUCCGGUCAGCUGCAGUCAGCUCAUGAGAAACUCUGCACUUGGCUGGAUAAAGUUGAGGUGGAAUUACAGUUGUACGAAGCGCAGGUCCCCAAAGGUGAAGAGUUAAGUCAAGCACAAGAAAGACAAAAGGCACUGAAAAAAGAAGCAAAAGACAAUAAAUGCUUACUGGACACUCUUAACGAAGUCAGCAGUGCUUUGCUUGAACUGGUGCCAUGGAGAGCAAGGGAAGGGAUAGACAAAAUGAUCACAGAAGACAACGAACGGUACAGAUUAGUGAACGACACUAUAACUCAGAAAGUGGAAGAAAUUGAUGCUGCCAUUUUCAGAUCGCAGCAGUUUGAUCAAGCAGCCGGCACUGAGUUAGCCUGGGUUGAGGAGACUGAAAUUAAACUGAUGUCUCUGGGUGACAUUAGGCUUGAACGUGACCAGACCAUUGCUCAGCUACAAGUUCAAAAGGCAUUUACCAUGGAGAUUUUGAAACACAAGGAUACAAUAGAAGAGCUUGUUGCAUCUGGGGAUGAGAUUAUGAAGACAUGCACGGAAGAGGACAAACAAACCAUGAAGAAGAAGCUGGAAAACCUCUUGCAGAAGUAUAAUACACUCUGUCAAAUGAACUCUAAGAGGAACCUGCAGCUCGAAAGAGCUCAGUCUCUCGCCAGUCAGUUCUGGGAGACUUAUGAAGAGAUUUGGCCAUGGCUAACGGAAACAAAAACAGUAAUAUCACAGCUUCCAGCACCAGCCCUUGAAUAUGAAACUCUGAAGCAACAACAAGAAGAGCACCGGCAACUGCGAGAGUUGAUUGCUGAACACAAGCCUCAUAUAGAUAAGAUGAAUAAAACUGGACCUCAGCUUCUGGAGCUGAGCCCACGAGAAGGAUUUUCAAUCCAAGAGAAGUAUGUAGCAGCUGAUGCCCUUUAUAGUCGAAUUAAAGAAGAUGUCAAAAAGCGAGCGCAGGCACUGGACGAAGCUAUUUCUCAGUCUACCCAGUUCCAUGACAAGAUCGAUUCGACCACCGAGAGCCUAGAACGCAUUGUUGAACGUUUGAGGCAACCACCUUCCAUCUCAGCUGAGGUUGAGAAGAUUAAAGAACAGAUCGGUGAAAAUAAGAACGUGUCUGUCGACCUUGAAAAACUUCAGCCAGUCUAUGAAACCCUCAAGCAGCGUGGAGAGGAGAUGAUUGCCCGUUCAGAAGGCGCUGAUAAGGACAUAUCUGCUAAAGUGGUUCAGGAUAAGUUGGAUCAAAUGGUCUUUAUGUGGGAAGACAUCCAUACCCUGGCUGAGGAAAGGGAGGCCAAAUUGCUUGAUGCAAUGGAAUUAGCAGAGAAGUUCUGGUGUGAUCACAUGGCUCUCAUAGCCACUAUUAAGGAUACUCAGGAUUUUAUCAGAGAACUAGAAGGAGCUGGAAUUGAUCCUUCAGUGGUAAAGCAACAGCAAGAAGCAGCAGAGACUAUUAAAGAAGAGAUAGAUGGGUUACAAGAAGACUUAGAUGUAGUGGUAAGCCUUGGCUCUGAACUGAUAGCAGCAUGUGGAGAACCUGACAAACCAUUAGUCAACAAGAGCAUAGAUGAGCUAAAUUCUGCUUCGGAUGCUUUAAAUAAAGCAUGGAAAGAACGUGUUGACAAGCUUGAGGAAGCAAUGCAAGCGGCUGUUCAGUAUCAAGAUGGAUUGCAGGCCCUAUUUGACUGGGUGGAUAUCGCAGGCAGUAAAUUAGCUGUGAUGUCACCAGUUGGAACAGACCUAGAAACAGUAAAACAACAAACAGAAGAAAUGAAGCAAUUUAAGAAAGAAGCCUAUCAGCAGCAGAUUGAAAUGGAACGGCUGAACCACCAAGCAGAGCUGUUGUUGAAGAAGGUGACCGAGGAGAGUGAUAAGCACACCGUACAAGACCCCUUGUCUGAACUUAAGCUGUUGUGGGAAAGUCUGGAGGAUAAAAUUGUUAGCCGCCAGCAUAAGCUGGAAGGCGCUUUGUUGGCUUUGGGGCAGUUCCAACAUGCCCUGGAUGAGUUGCUCGCAUGGCUCACCCAUACAGAGGACCUGCUGAAUGAACAGAAACCUGUGGGUGGUGACCCCAAGGCUAUUGAAAUUGAGCUGGCUAAACAUCAUGUGCUGCAAAACGAUGUCUUGGCUCACCAGUCCACUGUGGAAACAGUUAAGAAAGCAGGAAAUGACCUUAUUCAGUCAAGUGCAGUUGAAGAAGCGAGCAAUCUGCAAAGCAAGCUGGAACUUCUGAAUCAGCGAUGGCAAAAUGUCUUGGAAAAAACGGAAAAGAGGAAGCUGCAGCUGGACAGUGCUUUGAUACAGGCCCAAGGUUUCCAUGGUGAAGUUGAAGAUCUGCAACAAUGGCUGACAGAAACGGAGCGUCAGCUUUUGGCAUCGAAACCAGUUGGUGGUUUACCAGAGACUGCAAGAGAACAGCUUAAUAUCCAUAUGGAACUCUGUGCUGCCUUUGAAGCUAAAGAAGAAACAUACAAGUGCCUGAUGCAAAAGGGCCUACAGAUGCUUGCAAGAUGCCUAGAGACUAUUGAAACAAAUGUUGAGCAGGACAUAAAUAAUCUUAAAGAGAAAUGGGAAUCGGUGGAAACAAAGCUGAGUGAAAGAAAAAUCAAACUGGAAGAAGCUCUCAAUUUGGCAAUGGAGUUCCACAACUCACUGCAGGACUUCAUCAACUGGCUUACUCAAGCUGAGCAAACCUUGACAGUAGCUUCUCGGCCAAGUCUUAUCUUGGAUACUGUCUUAUUUCAAAUUGAUGAACACAAGGUCUUUGCCAAUGAAGUGAAUGCCCACCGUGACCAGAUUAUUGAGCUGGACAAAACUGGAACACAUUUGAAAUACUUCAGCCAGAAACAGGACGUUGUCCUCAUUAAAAAUCUGCUGAUCAGUGUCCAGAGUAGAUGGGAAAAAGUAGUUCAGCGCUUAGUGGAAAGAGGAAGAGCUUUGGAUGAUGCAAGGAAGCGCGCCAAGCAGUUCCAUGAAGCCUGGAACAAACUCACUGAAUGGCUGGAUGAUUCAGAAAAGACUCUGGAUGCAGAGCUUGAAAUUGCAAAUGAUCCAGACAAAAUUAAGAUGCAGCUUGCCCAGCAUAAGGAGUUCCAGAAGGCUCUUGGAGCUAAACAUUCUGUGUAUGACACCACAAAUAGAAGUGGACGUGCUUUGAAAGAAAAAACUUCCCUAGCUGAUGACAAUCUGAAACUGGAUGAUAUGCUGAGCGAACUCAGAGACAAAUGGGAUACAGUAUGUGGGAAAUCUGUAGAAAGACAAAACAAACUGGAAGAAGCUCUGCUGUUUUCUGGGCAAUUUACUGAUGCUCUUCAAGCUCUCAUAGAUUGGCUGUACAAAGUGGAACCGCAGCUGGCCGAAGAUCAGCCUGUGCACGGAGACAUUGAUUUAGUGAUGAACUUAAUAGAUAAUCACAAGGCCUUCCAGAAAGAACUGGGAAAAAGGACAGGCAGCGUCCAGGCACUAAAACGCUCUGCUCGUGAACUGAUAGAAGGUAGCCGUGAUGAUUCCUCUUGGGUUAAGGUCCAAAUGCAGGAACUGGGCACUCGGUGGGAAACGGUGUGUGCAUUGUCCGUCUCCAAGCAAAUACGACUGGAACAAGCUCUCCACCAGGCGGAAGAAUUCCACUCAGUUGUGCAUGUUCUUCUGGAAUGGCUGGCUGAGGCUGAGCAGGCCCUUCGUUUCCAUGGCAAUCUCCCAGAUGAUGAAGAGUCUCUGCGUACUCUAAUAGAUCAGCAUCGGGAAUUCAUGCGAAAACUGGAAGAAAAAAAGGCUGAACUAACGAAAGCCACAGGUAUGGGAGAAGCCAUCCUGGCUAUCUGCCACCCAGACUCCAUCACUACCAUUAAGCACUGGAUAACAAUCAUCAGAGCAAGGUUUGAAGAGGUGUCAGCAUGGGCAAAGCAACAUCAGCAGAGAUUGGCAGGGGCCCUGGCUGCACUUAUCACUAAUCAAGAGCUGUUGGAAGCAUUAUUGACCUGGUUGCAGUGGGCAGAGACGACACUUAGUGAAAAAGAUAAGGAAGUCAUUCCUCAGGAGAUUGAUGAUGUUAAGGCACUCAUAGCUGAGCAUCAGACAUUCAUGGAGGAAAUGACCAGAAAACAGCCUGAUGUGGAUAAGGUUACUAAGACACAUAAAAGGAAAGCAGCUGACUCUGGUCCAAUUCAUUCUCAUAUUCCUGUACUGGAUAAAGGAAGAGGAGGAAGAAAGCGUUCCCCAACACCAAGCAUGUAUCCCUCAGGUGCACAGGCUCAGAUUGAAACCAAGAAUCCACGGGUGAACCUCUUGGUCAGCAAAUGGCAGCAAGUCUGGCUUCUGGCUCUGGAAAGAAGAAGGAAACUUAACGAUGCUUUAGACCGAUUAGAGGAGCUGAAAGAAUUUGCCAACUUUGAUUUUGAUAUUUGGCGGAAGAAGUAUAUGCGUUGGAUGAACCAUAAGAAAUCUCGAGUCAUGGACUUCUUUAGGAGGAUAGAUAAAGAUCAGGAUGGAAAGAUAACCAGACAGGAAUUUAUUGAUGGGAUUCUUUCUUCAAAAUUUCCUACUAGUCGAUUGGAAAUGAGUGCGGUAGCAGAUAUCUUUGACAGAGAUGGUGAUGGCUAUAUUGACUAUUACGAGUUUGUAGCAGCACUUCAUCCAAACAAAGAUGCAUACAAGCCUCUGACAGAUGCUGACAAAAUUGAAGAUGAGGUGACAAGGCAGGUAGCAAAAUGUAAAUGUGCAAAGCGAUUCCAAGUGGAGCAGAUUGGUGAUAACAAGUACAGAUUCUUCCUGGGAAAUCAGUUUGGUGACUCCCAGCAACUCCGUCUUGUCCGCAUUCUGCGGAGCACUGUUAUGGUUCGAGUUGGAGGCGGAUGGAUGGCACUUGAUGAGUUCUUAGUGAAAAAUGAUCCUUGCAGAGUUCAUCAUCAUGGGAGUAAAAUGUUACGUUCGGAAUCAAACUCUUCAAUUACCACUCAGCCUACUAUAGCUAAAGGGAGGACGAACAUGGAGCUACGUGAAAAAUUCAUUUUGGCAGAUGGAGCUAGCCAAAGCAUGGCUGCCUUCCGACAAAGGGGACGCAGAUCACGACCUUCUUCAAGGGGUGCUUCACCCAACAGAUCCAUGUCUGUGUCAAAUCCACCUGCUCAAGGAGCUCCAACAUCAGCUCUUGCUGCCAGCACACCCAAGACACCCCAUCAUUUAACACGCAACUAUGGUAAACCAUGGUUGAUAAACAGCAAAACAUCAUCUCCUUGUAAACCUCCAGAGUGCUCUGAAUAUCAAGUGUCAUCCACAGAGGGGACUCCAAUACAAGGGAGUAAACUUAGAUUGCCAGGAUAUCUGUCCGGGAAGGGUUUCCAUUCUGGAGAAGACAGCAGCCUCAUUUCAACAGCAGCUACAAGAGUCAGGGCACAUUUUGCAGACACGCCAAGAAAAACGCCAAGCAGACCUGGAAGUCGAGCAGGAAGCAAGGCUGGCAGCAGAGCAAGCAGCCGCCGGGGCAGUGACGCAUCUGAUUUUGACAUUUCAGAAAUUCAGUCUGUGUGCUCGGAUGUAUCGGAGACUGUUCAUACCCCAAUUAGGCCAACGCCCCGACCCAAUUCUCGCUCAGCAUCUGGCAAACCUUCCAAAAUUCCAACUCCACAAAGAAAGUUGCCGGCCAGCAAAUUAGACAAGUCCUCCAAGAGAUAGUGUGAUUGGCUCUGUCAAGACCUUCUUUUUCCUGUGCAUUAUUAAAUAUUUAAGUUUUUAAGAUGUAAAAUAUUCUGUAGAAAUUAUUGUGAAAUAUUACGAGAGUUGGAUUUUUAAUUUUGCAGAUGGCCUUAUUUGUGUAUUUGUCUUGUUUAUUUUAUGUGUAUGAUUUUUGUCAAAUUUUGUUUCAUUUAUGCCAUAUCAUAUGUGAAUAGGAGAAAGUUUUUUCCCCAAUGUAACUAACGGUUGUUUGCAGUAAUGUGUAGAGAGAUCACUAAAAGCAAUUACUGAAUGUACAAUUGUCUUUGCGUCCUAAGUCAACAAGGCCUGUCACUUCAUCAUUAGAUUAACAGUAAAGGAUACCUCAUAACUUUGUCUUAAUACAAAUGAAAAAGACAACAGUCAACAUUUUGAGCUAACACAGUGGACACGAAGAGGCAUGUGGCAGGGAUACUAAGAAACAGAAGACACAGUUCAUACUGCAGUUAAUCAAACAUUAUCCUACAGAGAAUUCACAGAGAGAGUUACUUAAAGAGCGCUUGCCAGUACUUCACUACUCCAAUAUUUUGCAGCAUUUUCUGUGCCAUUGCUUUAAAGGCCAGACACCAUCUGGAAUCUAGAAAUAUUACACUUGUAUCAGAAUGCCAGUAUAAUCUGCAUUCACAUCAGCGUGAGGUUUUCUUUUGCUUGAGUGGAUGAUAGCACUGUAUCAUUGGACUCAUUUUAUAUCAAAGCAGUUUUGCUUGCAGAAAGAAAAGGAAAAAAAUCUAUGAAAUAAAGCUUGUCCCUUCUC
Zootoca vivipara (common lizard) is the source of this 29124-nucleotide messenger RNA. NCBI's taxonomy places the organism in Eukaryota, Metazoa, Chordata, Lepidosauria, Squamata, Lacertidae. The record is from RefSeq and is a predicted model, not a curated record.